AUGUAAUAUGCAUCUGACAGUUUCUGAUGGUAAAGAGGGAAGCCCGGGAAUUAUCGAAACUGAUAAGAGAACCGAACGUUUCAGCAGGAAGGAAGCUUCCGGACCGAUCAUUUUAUAUAAAACUAGUCUCAUGACUCCCAUGAGAUCGACACAUUUGGUCGAAGAAACAAGUCGUUGCUCUGUUUAUUUAGUGGUUAGUGGUUUUGUACAUUGGGUUUACCUUCAAGUGUAAAAAGCAAUCACAACAUGUCCAACGAAAUAAAUGAUUCAGUACCCACGACACAGCUCUUCAAACUCAUUGCCGACACCACCGAAAUGAGCGUCCUGCUCAAGUCGAACCUUUCUCUAGACGACAAUAGCACCUCGGUGAAGGCCCAAUUAACCUUGUACGACGUGCUAAUACCAUCAAUCGGAGGCGUGAUAAUUCUCCUGAACUUGCUCGUGGUCAUUUCCAGCGGACUGAUAUUGAAAAAAGGGCAGCAGCCGCGAUCGACGUAUUUAUUUUUGGGCAAUGUGGCAAUGACGGAUUUGUUGACGGGAGUUGCCGUCGUCUUCGGACAGUUGUACCCGCGGGAGCACCGGGACCAUAAUAUUUGCGCUCUCCAGCUGGGUAUGAUAGUGUCGAGCACUCUAACUUCCGUGUAUUCGGUAGGGCUAAUAGCGAUAGAUCGAUUUUUGUAUAUUCUACACGGUCUGCAGUACCAGCAAUGGGUUUACCCUAUGAGAGCUAGAUUAUUAAUCGCAGGAACGUGGGUCAUAGGGUGUGUUAUCGGAUUCAUACCACUGUUCGGAUGGUACGGCGAUACCGACAACGGAAGAAUUUGCUGGUUUAUCCUGCUGGCACCCAGAGGCCUUAUACUUCUCACAGUCCUAGUCGGCAUAAUUCCAAUUAUCACAGUGUCGAUACUCUACUCCAUAAUUUUAUACCAUGCUAUCCAAAAAAUCAUCCAACUGAAAAAUUCCGGCAACCAGAACACAGAAUCCGGCACAAAAAACCUGCGAAUGUUUCGAGGAAGAGGGCCAUCUGUCGACAUCCCAAACGAAGAAAACUCAAACGAAACAACCGAAAAGAGCUUCUUCUCGAAAAUCUUCAAGAAGAAACCCUCUGCAAGCGUCAAGUCGCCCAACAAAUGGAAAGCUAUUAAAGUGGUGUUGUUUACGACGGGGAGCUUCAUCGUGACUUGGUUCCCGUUUUUCAUAGCGUCUAUCGUCUACAUUUAUCAGUGCGAAAAUAUCGACACUAAAAAAUGUAAGAAUCUCCGGAUUAUCAUCGCGAGUCCGUUGGCGAUUUUGGGUUUCACUAACAGUUUGAUAAAUCCGAUCAUUUAUGCGUGGUGGCAUAAGGGUUUCAGAACUUACGUGCAAAAGAGGGUUAGUACGGUGAUUAUGAGAACGCGGAGGAAGAACAAUUCCGUUAACGUUUCGAAUUCUAAUCCUAAUUCGAAAAGUACUUCGACGACAGGAAAUAGUAAAAACGUUGACAAAAUAGCUCCCGUCAAAGAGGAAGUGGAGAUUACUUUUUCGCAAUAGAAACGAAAGUAUUUUUUAUUAUUCUUCAGUAUUUAAGCUGUGAUAUGUCGUAGAAAUAAUUACUACAACCACAAAAUGCCAAAAUGUCUAUAUGAUCGUUACUGGUAAAGUUAUCGUUUUGAGAAAUAUAAUUUCUUUCUCUCUCUCUCUCUUUCAAUUACUCGUUCUAAUCUGAAUGACAUAGUCUUGAUACUGGAAUCUACACACUACUGUUUGUUUUUUAUUUGUAUAAAUAUUUUAAAUACCAGAUUUAAAAUCAACCAACAGGUGUUCGAUUAGUUUUAGUGCUGCAAUCGGCUGUGUUCUGUCGAACGUACUAAUGAAUGUUUGAAUCUAAUGACUGAUCAGUUACGUACAAGCGAGGGUGAAGGUAAACUUGAGUGUGUUAUAAUUUUCAUUUUUUUAACAAAAUUAGUUGCGACACAAAAUUCAAAUCAGGUUAGAACUUUUAUGGCUGCAACGGAAAUUUUUAAAAAUAUCUGUGUGACCUAAUCUGCCGAUUCUCUAAUAGUUGUAUUUUUAUAUCAAUAUAUCUAUUCAAUUCAUAAGCACUUUGUUUUUAACUAUAGUUACAUAUCGAAUACUACGUAAAAGCUUUAAAUGUAUACUGAGUAUACUGUAAUAUUAGCAAAUGUUUCACAUAUUUUAUAAAUAAUACAUUUUUGUAUACGGCUCUUGUAAUAAAUUUUUUUAUCAAAA
Molecule: messenger RNA, 2229 nt
Organism: Zophobas morio
Lineage: Eukaryota; Metazoa; Arthropoda; Insecta; Coleoptera; Tenebrionidae
Product: 5-hydroxytryptamine receptor 1A-like
Exons: 5
Coding region: 247-1530 (427 amino acids)
Biological process (GO): adenylate cyclase-activating G protein-coupled receptor signaling pathway; G protein-coupled adenosine receptor signaling pathway
Cellular component (GO): plasma membrane
Molecular function (GO): G protein-coupled receptor activity
Source: RefSeq, a predicted model, not a curated record